CCGCUCCCUCCACCCGGCCCCGCUUCCCUCAGCCCUUCCCACCCCCUCACUCCGUUCCCUCAGCCCUUUCCGCUCUCGCAUCCCGGCCCCUCUUCCUUCCGCCCGCUCCCUCAGCCCUUCCCAGUCCCCCAUCCCUCUUCCCUCUCCCUCAGCCCAUUUCCUCUCCCCUCAGUCCAUUCCCGCUUCCCCCAGCUCUUCUCGCUCCCUCAGCCCGUUCCAGCUCCUCUCAGCCCGUCUCGCCAUGAGUUUCCUCUUUGGAAGCCGCUCUUCGAAAACAUUCAAGCCAAAGAAGAACAUUCCAGAAGGAUCCCACCAGUACGAGCUCCUCAAACACGCCGAGGCCACGCUGGGCAGCGGCAACCUGCGGCAGGCCGUGAUGCUGCCCGAGGGGGAGGACCUCAACGAGUGGAUUGCUGUGAACACUGUGGAUUUCUUCAACCAGAUCAACAUGCUGUACGGGACCAUCACGGAGUUCUGCACCGAGAGCAGCUGCCCCGUGAUGUCUGCAGGGCCCAGGUACGAGUACCACUGGGCCGACGGCACCAACAUCAAGAAGCCCAUCAAGUGCUCAGCACCCAAGUACAUCGAUUACCUGAUGACGUGGGUGCAGGACCAGCUGGAUGACGAGACCCUCUUCCCCUCCAAGAUCGGUGUCCCCUUUCCCAAGAACUUCAUGUCGGUGGCCAAGACCAUCCUGAAGCGGCUGUUCCGGGUCUACGCCCACAUCUACCACCAGCACUUCGACUCGGUGAUGCGGCUGCAGGAGGAGGCUCACCUCAACACCUCCUUCAAGCACUUUAUCUUCUUCGUGCAGGAGUUCAGCCUGAUCGACAGGCGUGAGCUGGCUCCUCUGCACGAGCUGAUUGAGAAGUUGGGCUCCAAGGACAGAUAAAACCCCCCCUGGGAGGACCCUUCUGGCUGCUCCUUUUCCGCUUCUUCUUCAGCCGGCAGCGAGCGGCCUCGGCGCCGCUCUGCAGCCCCCGCUGGGCUCUCCUUGCCCUGGGCUGGCCGCAGGUGGAGCAGGUUCUGCCCUGCUCUGGAUGUUCCAGGUGCUGCCCGGCCGCUUUCUGCUCCCAGAGCUCCUCUCUGGACUCUCCAGCCCCAGAGCACGCCCGGAGAGGCUCAGCUUAUUUUUGGAAGUGCUUUUUCUUGGGUUUUUUAAUUUUUUUUUUUUGGAUAAAAGAGGUGCACUUUGGCCCAGAGCCUUAAGCAGGGGUGAGGAGGAGAAGUGCCUGGCCCCAGGGUGGGCUGUCCCUGUCCCUGGGUGGGUGGGAGGAGCAGCUCUGGGAUGUCCCACGGGUCCCUCCUGUGUGGCAAAGGCAAUAAUAAUAAUAACAACAACAAUAAUAAUAAUAAAGUUUCUUCCUGCUCUUCUUUCAGAG
Cyanistes caeruleus (blue tit) is the source of this 1382-nucleotide messenger RNA. RefSeq names its product MOB kinase activator 1A (gene MOB1A). Lineage: Eukaryota; Metazoa; Chordata; Aves; Passeriformes; Paridae. The record is from RefSeq and is a predicted model, not a curated record.